AUGCUUGGGAUUGAGAACGGUAACGAGAUUGACAACUUGACUGUAAGUGUUCUUGAUGGGCGUUAUCUGCUUCACUACCUUCUGAAUGUCAAGGAUAAUCCAGCCAUAUUCGACAGUGUUUCCCAAUUGGUUAAAUAUUACAAGUCCGAAAAAAUCGGGUCUGGUAAUUUCUGUGAUGUCUAUCGAGGGAAAGUAACCAUCGAGAAUAAAGAGGUCGAUGCUGCUGUAAAGAUCUGCCAUCCUCCCAACAACGAAGUCUCCCCGCGAGAUCUGCUCGAAGCCAGAACAAGCAUGAUCAACGAGGUGAAAAUGAUGGCACGAUAUCGGGACGAAAACCUGAUCAAGUUCUACGGCGUUGCAUGUGAUAGGCCUCCGGUGAUGAUUGUGAUGGAACUAUGCAGUGGUGGCAGUCUAGACAGUCAUCUUCGUGCUCGAGGCAAAUCAACCAGCGAUACGGAGAAGCUUAUUUAUCUGUACGAGGCUAGUUGGACUACUUCGUCAGGAAUGCGAUACUUACACUCUGUGAAUUGUGUUCAUCGUGACCUGGCAGCCAGGAACUGCUUGAUCUCCAGAGAGGGAACAAUCAAAGUUUCUGAUUUCGGCCUGAGCGUUAUACUGGAAAACGGGAAAACCAUGUGCAGAUCAGUGCUCAAAGAAGCACCAAUAAGGCAUAAAAAUGGGGAUUUCAGGUGGUUGGCGCCCGAAUGUUGCUACAAGAAGCCAUUGUUCUCUAAGAAAAGUGAUGUGUGGGCAUUUGGAACAUUAAUGUUUGAAGUGUUCUCAAAUGGCAGUAAGCCUUUCCUCGACUACGAAGAUCUGGCAAUAAUACGGGCAAUACGAAAAGCUGCUAUGCCUCCACCACCACCUGGUACACCCGUGCUAGCAGCUAGCCUUUUAAAGCAGAUUUGGUCAGUUCAGUUCGAAAAAUGCGAUGAAAAAGUGUACAGAGAAGGUGGACUUCUCUGGGAUGUGCGGUAUACUCGAACUGCUCUUGGAGACGUAGAAGAGUUUAAUGCGGUUAUGGUCCUCGCAUUAAAUGAGGAUAAACAAGAGGGAACUGAGAAGCUGAUCAUAGAAGAAUUGUUCGGCCUCACAGGUGUGAACGGGGUAGAUUCGACCGGAGCGUGGUAG
Ostertagia ostertagi is the source of this 1131-nucleotide messenger RNA. NCBI's taxonomy places the organism in Eukaryota, Metazoa, Nematoda, Chromadorea, Rhabditida, Trichostrongylidae. The record is from the annotation of a GenBank genome assembly.